AUGGGUGUGCUCAGCACUUACAAGGGUGCAACGCGAGCCCUAGUCAGUGGCUAUCCAAAUAAUAAAUGUUACGGGUUUCCAAAAUUGGACGAGGCUAUCUCGUUUAUGAGGGACUAUCCCAAUUAUAAAUUCUUUCGCGGGAGUGCAGAAGGUGAAAGAGCGCCGGGGAAAGGCGAGCCAGUUUACUACGCCGUGGCGAACGGUGAACACGUCGGAGUUUACGAAUUCUACCAAGGGGGGGCUCAAGAAGAAAUUGCGAGGUACUCGCAUUCGUGUCAUAAGGCGUUUAGGUCACGAGAAGAGGCGGAAGCCUUUAUAAAGGAAUACAGGACUACUGCUGACUUGGUGAAAAGAGAGUCUCUGGAUGAAGAUAUUGGCACCGUUCUUGAUAGUAUGAUGAGUCAACUUCGCCUUGAGUAG
This is a messenger RNA of Venustampulla echinocandica, 420 nucleotides long. RefSeq lists its product as uncharacterized. The record is from RefSeq and is a predicted model, not a curated record. Lineage: Eukaryota; Fungi; Ascomycota; Leotiomycetes; Helotiales; Pleuroascaceae. The transcript is spliced from 3 exons. The coding region runs from base 1 to 420 and encodes 139 amino acids.